Messenger RNA from Paramacrobiotus metropolitanus, 1298 nucleotides. RefSeq lists its product as uncharacterized. Bases 602 to 976 code for a protein of 124 amino acids. The transcript has 5 exons. The record is from RefSeq and is a predicted model, not a curated record. Lineage: Eukaryota; Metazoa; Tardigrada; Eutardigrada; Parachela; Macrobiotidae.
UGUUUCGCCACUCCGCCGGAAACCUGUACUAACACAAUUAUUACAACGCUAGAAAAACUGAACAACGCAGCAGGUUUCUGCCGUACUUGAGACUGCGGCCAAGGUGAUAAUUUACAGUAUAACGCCUCAACCAGCGCGAGUACAGCAUUUGUACACUAGCUCAAAUUCAGCGUUCACGCGCACACAAAUUACUUUUACCAAAGCCGCUAUACCCUGUACGUUUCGUUUCCAUAUUACUGAUCAACCAUUCACUAAUUCACUUUUACACUUGUAAACUCUGUUUUCUUCCCCUGCUUCAUCGGUUGUUAUGCAAAUAAGCCGCACGUAGACACACCCAGCAGGAACUCGGAUAAAAGUGGACGUUGAGCAAAGCUGAGCGACACGGGAAUUCGAAGGGUAGCAUUACGAUUGUGAAUUUGUGGAGUUAGAAGUGGCCAAGUGGAUGUGCACUGCAUAACGGGUAGUAGCUUUGAGUGGAGGACAAAAGACGAUUCACUGUUGUCAGGAAACCGGUUCCCGUGGAGAGGCUUUCUUCUCUCGACCCUUUCCUGGCUUGCCAAGCCGGUGUUAACUGGACCGAUUGAAUAAACCGGAGAGCAGAAUGCACCUAAUAAUAAUUGCUUCUUGGCUGCUAUGCGCCGUCAUUGGGAGCGUGUGGAGUCAGGGCCUGCCGACGUCGAGCGGGACGGGCAUGAACUACGGCGACUGGAUGAACCUGGCCUCGCAGUACGCCAUGUACAAGGGCGACACCACCGCCUUCCAGAUGAACCCCUACCUCAACCUAUACAACCCCUACAACGUCCAGAACGGCCUCGCCGGCAUCAACGGCUACCCGUUCAUCGCCGCCGGCAGUCGCUCCAACCGCGGUCCCAUGUACAACCAGCUGAGCCAGUACGGCCUGACCUUUCCGCAGUUGUACGGCAUCUUCGGCACCAACGGCUAUCCCUUCUACUCCGCGCAGAAUCCCGUCGUCUGAACGGGCCGACUGCCAAUGCAAAUUAUGCAGUCACAAUCCCUGCAGGGAAGAUUUUCACUUGAAACAAAAUGGUCGUCGCGUCAACGCUUACCGUUGACUGCACUGUAUUCUUGGCUGUGAUGGGUUGUACCGGUUGUUGCGCCUUUUUUCCUAGCCUUGCCGCUGGGGUUCCUGUCGGAUAUCGUUGCUGUAUGAAACAUGCACUGGAAAGGCACCGGUCGUGUCCAUAUCUACUCGCUAGCUUGUUACAUAUUCGCUUGAUUAUUUGUAGUCAUUUAGGUAUGUCCGACAUUAAAAAACAUUUGCCAAAAAGUGCAAAAAA